Messenger RNA from Eublepharis macularius, 1174 nucleotides. RefSeq lists its product as uncharacterized. The record is from RefSeq and is a predicted model, not a curated record. Bases 25 to 855 code for a protein of 276 amino acids. Lineage: Eukaryota; Metazoa; Chordata; Lepidosauria; Squamata; Eublepharidae. The transcript has 11 exons.
AAGGUUGGGCAAGUUACGCCACCCAUGUCUCUACGAAAUAUUACCCAUGGCGUGUUGCAAUGCUUCUUUUGGGAUACAUUCGAAGGGCAAAGUUUGAAGGUUGUGGAAAUCAUGCCACACAAGUCUCUACGGAAGAUUACCCAAGGCGUCUUGCAAUCCCGCUUUCGGGAUAAUAUCCAAGGGCAAAGGAAUAGCCCUCUGCUCAUAUACAUCGUGUUGAUGAACAUGAUCACGGUUCAAAGAUCAAACGGCAGCCGCACACUGCUUGGUGGCCCACCUCCCUUCCUGCCUCCACAAGGCACGGGUGUGGUCGUGGCCAUGAGUGGAAGCAUCCCCUCGGCCGUCCUGUCAGCAAUCACUCCUCGCAGCCACUCUGCAACGGUUUGGGACAACAGUGUCUUGGCAGCAGAGGAACGGAGAGGGAUACCCAAGGCUCCUGAAGAAAGGGACGUAAAGGCUAAGUCUGUCGGGAUCAGAGGUCCAUUGAUUUGUUACACUGCCAAUCAAGCCAACGCAACACUGGACUUGAUCAUCAAAUCUGGAGGAAGACCUGCCAACGACUUGCUUACUCUAAAUAUUGAAGUUUAUUUAAAGAUCACCUUUGAAGCGUCUGGAAACUACUUGAUUGUGAAGCUGUCUUUAGACAGCCCUGAUGACCUUUUAAUUUCUUCACCUGUGGCUGGGACAAAUGUGAACCGUUACAUACAGUGGAGUGAAGCUAUGGUUAGGAAAACCCUGAAUGCGCUGAAUCGAAUGUACCAAGACCAAGUGCCAACCCUGAGAACCAAGCAGCACAUGAACAACACAGCAGUGGCUGACUCACAGGGCAUGCUGCACAUUCAUGUGAUUGACUGAUCCAGAGAACCAACCAUCCAACCGCUGCGCUUCAUUUUAAACACUUCUUUAUCCUCUAAUAUGAACGAUGAGGCCAGCAAACACCAUAUGGAGCAAGGUGUGCAGCGUUGGAGAAACAGAAUUCUGUGCAUCAUUUAAAAACCUGUACGAAGACUGAAUUCUGUGUAAACAUACUUAAGAUUGCUACUUAGUGUACGUGCUGCAUCCUUCUGCCAAUAUUGAAUAUCCCAUCCUGUUGACUAAAUUGUCAUACUGUAUGAUGUCACCUGAAGUCUCAGGAAGGGCAGACUCCAUAGGAUGCAAAUAAAUAGUUAGAUGU